Spodoptera litura is the source of this 1148-nucleotide messenger RNA. RefSeq lists its product as uncharacterized. Lineage: Eukaryota; Metazoa; Arthropoda; Insecta; Lepidoptera; Noctuidae. The record is from RefSeq and is a predicted model, not a curated record. Gene Ontology annotation, molecular function: nucleic acid binding; zinc ion binding.
UGAAACGGAACGCAUUUGUUUGUUGACGUUUCACGUCUCGUCUGGAGUUUACUAGAAAUUGUGGUAUUUUCAUUAUUGGUUUGUUAUUUUAUUCGCAUUUCGUGACAAUAAUGUCUAACUAUCCAGAUUUAGUGAAUAAGUUCGGCAAGGAGACGGCCCGGGCUGCUUGUAAAAAGUGUGGUUAUGCUGGGCAUCUUACGUUUCAAUGCAGAAACUUUAUAAAGGUGGAUCCCAAUAAAGAAAUAGUGCUUGAUGUGAGCAGCACAAGCAGUGACUCUGAGGAGGAGUAUGCUACACCACUCCAACGGCUCCGAGAAGCAGAACUAAGGCAGAAGCUACAAGAGAAGCUACAGAAAGCCAAGGAGAAGAAGAAGAGUAAAAGUAAAAAGAGAAAGAGAUCUCGGUCAUCAAGCACCUCAUCCACAACUAGUACCUCCUCAUCAUCAUCAACAUCCAGCAGUGAAUCAGACAGUAAGAGCAGGAAGAGGAAACAUAAGAAGAAAUCAAAGAAGUCCCACUCUAAGAAGUCUCAUAGCGAAAAGAAAAAGAGUCGGAAAUGACGUUUGCCAUUCUCUUUUAGAUUGUAGUUAAGAUGAUUAGUUAGCUAUUAUUUAAAUUCUCAUUUCCACCUUUUAUAAUAUUACAAUGCAAUAUAAUUUCAAAAAGAGUCGGAAAUGACGUUUGCCAUUCUCUUUUAGAUUGUAGUUAAGAUGAUUAGUUGGCUAUUAUUUAAAUUCUCAUUUCCACCUUUUAUAAUAUUACAAUGCAAUAUAAUUUCCUAUGUCAAGUGUGUAUCGUUCUUAGUUCACCAUAAUUAAUUCCCUUUUUAUAUACGUCAUACUAAGUUAUAUUUGAUUUUUUAUUUUUUAAUAUUGACCUAAUUUUAAUUUUACGAAAAGAAUUAAGAUUAAAAUAAAACUGUCUUGACAUUUGUUAAUGUUAAUUAUAUUUCGCAUAAUUAACUUGCUUUGACUUUAAUCAUAGGGUAACUUCUUAAAUUUUAUUUUAAGGUCCGCCUGGUAUUUUUUCUUUUCUCACAAAAUUUAAGACUUUCGACGAUAUAUUACUCUGAAACAUCGUGUGACGACCUCCUACUCCUAAACUUAACUCCAUUUUAUCUAAGUAUUUACACUUUAUAUGAGAAAAUA